This is a messenger RNA of Metarhizium brunneum ARSEF 3297, 1404 nucleotides long. RefSeq names its product Protein FMP42 (gene FMP42). Lineage: Eukaryota; Fungi; Ascomycota; Sordariomycetes; Hypocreales; Clavicipitaceae. Gene Ontology annotation, cellular component: fungal-type vacuole membrane. Gene Ontology annotation, molecular function: transmembrane transporter activity. Gene Ontology annotation, biological process: transmembrane transport. The record is from RefSeq and is a predicted model, not a curated record.
AUGUCUCUCGCACAGCAUCUCGCGCCCGAAGAUGGAUUCGACGUCCCAGACUGCCAGCAGUCCGAUGAGACUCUCGUCAGUCCACGGUACUGGCGACAGAUGAGCUUUGACGCAUUUGCACCAGCGGAGCCACCAGUAGAAGUGAAGCCCCCUCGAUCUGCGGCGUAUGAAACGUCGACGUUUCAAAGAGUCGUACAAGUAGGUCUAGGAGUGACGUUUUGUUUCCUUGCAUCCGGAAUAGUGUUUGGCUUCGCAGCCCUCAAACCCGUACUCAUCGCCCGGGGGGUAUACCACGAGCUCUGCGCCAAGCAACACUCUACAUGUCCCGAACAAGACCUACGAAUCAACCUUCUCUUCAUAACGGCUUCCAUAACGACCAACGUAUCGAGCCUCUUUGCUGGCUACGUCCUCGACACCUACGAUCGGCGAAUAUGCACCACCUUUGCCGCAACGUUCCUCGCCCUCGGCUCCCUAUUCUUUAUAUCGCACCGCUACAUUCGCUUUGUCGACCCUCUCAUAUUCGCUAACUUUUUCUUAAGUCUCGGUGGAACUUUCCUCUUCCUCCCUACUUUCCAGUUAUCCAACGCGUUUCCAAAGCACUCUGGCGUAAUCGUUGCACUAGUAACAUGUGCUUUUGACGCCUCAUCUGCAGUAUUCCUGCUCUACCAAAUCAUCUGGAAAGCCACAAACGGGGCAUUCACACCAGAAAAGUUCUUCACAGUCUAUCUCUGCGUACCGGUGGCUAUCCUCCUCGCUGAAUGGACCGUCAUGCCCAAACAGCGAUAUCACACCAUGCCAGAACUGGAAAAGAAACUGGAGCACGCAAACGAUUGCAAUCGAGAUGUACAUAAUUCCGAUGACGAGGUGCCUGAUGAUUUGACUCUUUCCAGAAUACGAAGCCAGCGUGCCGAUGAGCGCAGAGCCAGGAUCGGGCAGAUCGAGAGGGUGACGGGUGAUGCGGAAGAGCGCCACGAACGAAUCGAGCGAAGAACGUCGUUGCAGAUCCAUGAUGAAGCAUGGGGCAUGUUGCACGGCCUAUCUGUCAAGGAUCAAAUGCGAAGUCCUUGGUUCAUUCUUCUUCUUCUCACCACGGCUCUCCAGAUGUUGCGGGUGAACUAUUUUAUUGCCACGGUCACAAGUCAAUACACAUACAUGUUGGGUCCGCAAGACGCGGAACGAGUAACAGCCCUUUUCAACGCGGCCCUUCCGAUUGGUGGCAUUGCUGCCACUCCUGCCAUUGCAGUGAUUCUACAUACACUGAGCGUUGCAGGUCUUCUGGUCUUGCUGACCGUGUAUGUUGCCAGCAUAGGGGUGCUGAACUGCGUUUCAGAGCCGUGGGCUGCAUUCGCGACAGUCUUGCUUUUCGUGACAUUUCGACCGUUCUACUAUUCUACUAUAUCGUAG